AUGUCUUUCUACUACUCUGCUCCAUCUUUCUAUUCCUUCCACUAUAUCCCACGGACCAAUCGCCUCAAUCAGGUCCAGAAGAAAUCAUUGGAUAACUACUCUCGCUAUAUGGCUGAGAAAAUGAUUGAGAUCCAAGACCAAUAUCACUAUGAAUCCCACCUAGCUGAAUUUCCAGUUUACAGCUCGGAUUCUGAAGUUUCUAGUCCGCCUUCCAGUCCAAUUACCUCUAGCCCACCUCCAGUGCUUAUUCCAAAUCCAUUCUACAACCCUGAACUCGCCAAGCAGAUUUUGGCCGAACGCCAGAAAAAGCAGAUGUCACCAAUCUCACCAAGUGGAGUCCAACUUGUCCCAAACCCAUUCUACAAUCCACAACUUGCCAAGCAAUUGAUGUCCAAGAAGUCAAAAAAGUUAUGA
Molecule: messenger RNA, 414 nt
Organism: Caenorhabditis briggsae
Lineage: Eukaryota; Metazoa; Nematoda; Chromadorea; Rhabditida; Rhabditidae
Exons: 1
Coding region: 1-414 (137 amino acids)
Source: RefSeq, a predicted model, not a curated record